Messenger RNA from Diaporthe batatas, 534 nucleotides. RefSeq lists its product as uncharacterized. The coding region runs from base 1 to 534 and encodes 177 amino acids. Lineage: Eukaryota; Fungi; Ascomycota; Sordariomycetes; Diaporthales; Diaporthaceae. The record is from RefSeq and is a predicted model, not a curated record. The transcript has a single exon.
AUGCUGCCCUCAAUUUCAGUCUUGCCUCUCCUCGCGGCUUCCGUUCUUGCGAUCCCCAAGCCUCAAGCGGACACCACCGCCUGCCCAUCCUCAUCCUUCGCCAUCGACUUCGGCCCGUCGCUCUCCGACAGCCGGACGGGAUAUGCCUGGAACGACCUCACAGACUGGAUCCGCGCCAUCACAAGUCUCGACAUCGACACACCCGAGCGCGCGACCUUCCAGGUCAUUGAUAACCGCCUCUACCCUGUCCUGAACAGCACCAUCUUUGCCACCGUUGCUACCGAGGGAGGGACGAUGAAGUUCGCCGCGAGCGAGAGCGAUGGGGUCGCCGCCAUCGUUGCGACGGUUAUCCCGGGCAGCGACGGGAAGUGCCGUCUUUCGCUGGUUUCUGGUGCGAACAAAUAUGUGAGCAUGCAGAAUUACAAGGGCUGGAUGCAUCUCACAUCUGAUCCUGAGUACUCAUCACGGUGGUGGGGCGAGGGCCCUUUCGAAAUGGUACCAUUUCCUGCUGCUGUCACCACACGCCAAGAGUAG